CAUCGUCAUCAACUACUACUUCUACUGAAGAGAAUAAGAAGAAGAAGAAGAGAAGAAUGUCGCAUCUCAGAAAGGCCUGGCGACGCAGGUUUGAGGAUUUGGAUGUGGACGAUGACCAAGUCGGCGAGGACGAGGUCGUGUACCUGGACGAGCAGCAACAGGAAGAACUCAUAACCUCCCUCAGAACUGAGAACGAGACAAUCAACUACAGAUACAAGAUCGCAUUCACAACCAUCACCCUCCUCCAAACCCCCAUCUUCGUCCUCCACCCGGCCCUCGUCUACAUGGGCGCCCCCCGCGGCCACCUUCUCACCGUCCUCACGCUCUCCUCCCUCCUCGCGACCGCCUACACAAUCCACACCACCCCAGUCUCGACCUCCUCCCUCUCGGCCGCGAUCGCAACCGACGCCCUCCAGCGCGAAGCCCUCGACGGUCUCGCAUGGCACGAACGCGUGCUCCGCCGCGAGAACUGGACGAACGCGCAGCUCAUUAUCGCACUCAAUUUUAUGCUAUCCGCGGUUAUUGCGCUGUCGGCGGUUGUGCAGUUUAAUCCGCUGAUGGGGAUUGAUUAUCUCUGGUUCUGUCCGCUCGGGAGUUUGCUUGCGGUCUUGCUCGUGCGCGGAUGGAUGCGGGAGGGAGAUGUUGACAGUCUUGAGCAGUUUAGGUAUAAAUACAAGGGCGCGUGAGGAUUAUAUAGAUGAUGUAUAUAUGAAUGCGGUGUAGGAUUAUAUGAAUAUGGAACAACAAAAGACAAAAAGAACUGCAAGACCUACUGAUAGAAAAAAACCAGUUCUAGAGACAAAAACUGAGGUGGCAUUAGUUACAUUAAAACAUUGCGCACAGCCAAAUAUACAAGUGCCAAAAAGACAAGAUCAAGACCAGCUCCAAACAGACAGCCAGACAAAGAAUAGACAAACUAUACCGCAAAAGCAUUCUCACCCAUGCGAAGAGAGAUUAUACUCCGCACGUCAGUGACAUAGCGCAUUCCGUUCAGAAAAGGAAUCAGAUGCAACAAGUCCAAGUCCGAGGGA
Molecule: messenger RNA, 1031 nt
Organism: Myxozyma melibiosi
Lineage: Eukaryota; Fungi; Ascomycota; Lipomycetes; Lipomycetales; Lipomycetaceae
Exons: 3
Coding region: 57-686 (209 amino acids)
Source: RefSeq, a predicted model, not a curated record